Sorex fumeus (smoky shrew) is the source of this 837-nucleotide messenger RNA. RefSeq names its product C-type lectin domain family 1 member B-like. NCBI's taxonomy places the organism in Eukaryota, Metazoa, Chordata, Mammalia, Eulipotyphla, Soricidae. The transcript is spliced from 8 exons. Bases 1 to 837 code for a protein of 278 amino acids. The record is from RefSeq and is a predicted model, not a curated record.
AUGUCAAAUGCUUCAGACUCUGAACAGCCAACAGAAGAAAUCACAGAGGAAACAGAGACAAUUCUUGCUGUGGAGCCAGAAGCAUCGCUAGCCCUCCCUCCUCCUCCUCCUCCAGAUUCUCCUCAGGAGGAUGAAUGGGACCAAAUUCCUGAGCACACCAACAAGAAAGCCCCCCCUUUUCCCACCUGUCUAUAUGGAACAAUUCCUGUGAUCCUGGGAAUCUUCAGCGUGCUCCUCUUGAUGAGCGGAUUCUUUGCUUUUCAGUACUUUCAAAGUGUUCAGGAAUCCGAGAACAAGAUGAAGAACUUUAAUCAAUGGAUGGAAUUUUUCCAAAAUAAUGUAAUAAAAUCUCAUGAGUUCCAAAAAGCUUUUAAUGAAAAUAAAGAAAUGCUGAAGUCACUUGGAAACCAGAAUGAGUAUCUCAUUGAAUCUUUACAUGAAUCAGAGACGAGGCAAGAAGCCAGAUGCAACCCUCCUCAGCAUCCCUGGGUACAACACAGAGGCUUCUGCUACUUCAAAACCCAGAGAACGGUUCCUUGGUUAAACUGUUCGGAUCUUUGUGUCUCUUUGGAUGCUGAAUUUUUAAGAACAGAAAGAAGCAAAUUAACUAUAAUCAUGAAUCUACUUGCCGUGAGCCAUACUUGGGUUGGCCUAUCUUAUAGGAAAGAAAUCUGGGAAUGGAGGUGGGACAAUGAAUCCUCACCCUCUCCAAGCUUGCAUUUACCAGAGCCGAAAGUGGAAUUUGAGAAGAACUGUGUAUACACAUUUGAGGACCAAAUUGGUACUGAUGACUGCAACAGGUCCCAUUCCUGUAUGUGCGAGAUGAAACUCAGAUAA